Messenger RNA from Zeugodacus cucurbitae (melon fly), 2044 nucleotides. RefSeq names its product zinc finger protein 14. Gene Ontology annotation, molecular function: DNA-binding transcription factor activity, RNA polymerase II-specific; RNA polymerase II cis-regulatory region sequence-specific DNA binding; zinc ion binding. Gene Ontology annotation, cellular component: nucleus. Lineage: Eukaryota; Metazoa; Arthropoda; Insecta; Diptera; Tephritidae. The coding region runs from base 156 to 1979 and encodes 607 amino acids. The record is from RefSeq and is a predicted model, not a curated record. The transcript is spliced from 2 exons. Gene Ontology annotation, biological process: regulation of DNA-templated transcription.
AUAUUUUGUUGGCUGUCAAAACAAUUUGUAUUUUUAUAUUCUUCGGCAAUUUUAUAAACAAAAGGACGAAAUUCUCAUUUAAUAUUUAUAAAUUGUUAUUUAGAAUACUAUUAGGUUCGGAAAAUUGUAUUAUUACAUAAAAAUUAUUUGGCAAAAUGAGAGAAAUCACGCAUGAAAAUAUGCAAUCAUUCUGUCGGACAUGCCUUGACGAACUGGGAGACAAGUCAUCACUAUUGGGUGAAAAAUUUAGCGUUGACGAGCAUGAAGAUAUCGAAAAACUUUUGGUUUUGUGUAAUUCAACGACAACAGCAGAUUGCGACGACCUCCCUCAGUACAUAUGCUAUAAAUGCCAUAAAAAAUUGCAGUUCUUUAAUGAUUUCCGUGAUAAAAUUAUGCAGUCACAUCUGAUUUUGAAGAAUAUUAUAAGGGAGCAUGAAGAUACGAGUAGAACUACGGAAGAUGAAAUAUUGCUGGACAGUGGUCAGGGUAGCGAAGAUCAACAGGAUAAUAGUGUGGAAAUAAGUGAUAUAGAAGUUUUUCAUGGAUAUACAUACUCAACCAGAAGUCGUGAAAAGCUACAAAAUUGUAUAGAAAAUACGGUGGUAAAAAUUCUUCAAGACCCUGGUGGUGCACACAAUGUGAGCAAAGAUCUUAAAGAGGAAAUAUUUGAUGAAGUUGCGGAAGAAAUAGAAAUAGAUAUAAGUGAUAUUAAAAUGAACGAAAAUAAUUCAUCAGACGAUGAAGAUACAUUGGAUGAUUUCGAAUUUUCGAGAGCAACGAAUGAUGAACAAAAUGUUGAUAGAUUACAACAUGUAGAUAUUUCUAUACAAACAACGGAUGUGCAAAACAGUGAAUGCGAAGAAGAAUAUAGCAAAUCAAGUAGUGGGAACGAAGAAUGUACACAAAAGUUCUGCACAAGAGGCAAUACGAACAGAACCAAAAUAAUAAAUCCAAAAGUGACACCUCAGAAGAAACCAAAGAAACUUGCGAGAGGUGGGAAUAAUUCACUGAGAAAGUCUCCUGCCAAACAAAGUAGAAGUAGUUUUUCUGAAGUUAAAUUUCAAUGUGAGCAGUGCCCACGACGUUGUGUAACAUGGGAAAAUUACGAAGCCCACCUGCGUACCCAUCAAGGUUUGAAGCCGUAUUCGUGUAAUGAAUGCGAUCGCAGCUUUAAUAGAGCAGCUCAUUUUCGUGCCCAUGUGCGUGAGGUUCACGGACCUGUGACACUGCAAUAUAUCUGUUCUUUUGAAGGAUGCGGGAAAAUAUUCAAGCGCGAAAAUACAUACAAAAACCAUUACCGCCUUAAACACACAGUAAUGCCAUAUGAAGCCCGUGAACCGAAAACAUAUGUCUGUGAGGACUGCGGCAGAACAUUUAAAAGCGUAACCACGCUCAAGGAACAUCGCUAUAAACAUGCUCCUGAGGAAGAUUAUCCAUUUAAAUGCGAAGAGUGUGGAAAAAGGUAUCGCUCUAAACGCACUUAUAAGGAUCAUCAAUUGCGACAUUCCGGCAUAAAAAAUUACAUUUGUACCUAUUGUGGUAUGAAAAAGACUACACAAAAUGAAUUGCGCGCUCAUAUUAAUUAUCACACUAAAGAGAAACAAUGGCCAUGUCCAAAAUGUCCAAGUGUCUUCAACAGUUCGGGAAAUCUCGGUAUGCAUGAUCGUAUUGUGCAUAAGGGCAUACGACCAUUUACAUGUAGGUUCUGUGAUCUCAGUUUUGGCAAACAAGACACUUUGAAACAUCAUGAAAUGAGGCAUACGGGUGAAAAGCCGCAUGGUUGUGAAUUAUGUGGCAAACGUUUUAUACAGAUUGUGGCGCUGCGAGCGCACAUGAAAACCCAUAACAGAGGAUUGACACGAAAGCCAAUAGUAUCGUCAGUCGCAGAACAGCCUUUUGAAACGAUUGAGGAGUCAGCAAUAGAAGUUGUCGAUUCGGAUUUGGAGCUACCUAGCUGCUCGAAACAUGCUAGUUGCUAAUAUUGUUACGAAAAUUGUAAUUUUUUCAUUACAUCUUUGUAAAUAAAUUCAAAAUUUCUUUUUAA